AUGAAUGACCUCAACGGCCUGGACUGGUCUUCCAAACCAGCCACAGGCCACAAGCCAGGGCAGGGGAACUAUUCCGCCUUUUCUUCCCUGAAGCCAGGUCCGACUCCGCCAGUCUCAGGUCGAGCGUCACCUUUGGCGAGCAACGCUCCGCAGCCGUCGCUUCCCAAGAGCCCUGCACCUUCUAACGACAGCUUCGCAAACCUUGUGGCAUUCUCCAGCAGCAGCGACAACAAGAAUCUGUCCCUCCAAGAGCAGCAGAAGCUGCGAGAGCAGAGCAAGCUACAGCAACUUGUGGGACAGAGGCAGCAGUUGCAGAACCAGUGGGCUGGCAACGAUGCUGUAUGGAACAAUCUCGGUAGUGGGAGGAGCACACCGGCCCUACAGAACACGAAUGGUACACCUCUAUCCGCUCACCAGAAGGUUGAGGGAGACGAUGACCUAUUUGCUGCCUUCAACGGGCCGACCACGAGCAACCCCAAGUACACUCCUUCGGCUGCACACUCACAAUCGAACCCCGAGGAGGAUGAUCCAUUCGGCCUGAUACAGCUCGCGUCGCGGGAGGCCGUCAAUCCAGCAUUGAACCAGUCUCCGGUGGCUGACGACGAUGAUAUCCUUGGAGACUUGGGCAAGCCUAUACAAGAAAGAGCACCUCCAAGAAGAGAGCCGGUCAGACGACAACCUAGUCCUGAGCCUCAAUCAACAACCGAUCAUCCUCAAGACAAAGCUGUGGCAGAGCUAGUGGAUAUGGGCUUUCCUGUCGGCAAGGCUAGAAGAGCAUUGGAAGCCACGGAUACCGGACUCAACGUGCAGGCUGCUGUUGGACUUUUGCUCAAUCAGGCGCACGAAGAAGCAAAGCAGAAAUCGAGAGGGCGCAACCCAGCUCGGUCGCAGGAAAGAUUCGAAGAGCAAGAUAUAGCUAGAUCGCGACACAGAGCAGACCCAGACGACCAUCGCUCAGCCACUACUCAAAGGGACCUUUCGGCCACACUGUCCACCGAUCCUGCGAAAGCUGCUCAAGAUUUCGGUACUGCUUUCAUCAAGUCAGCUGGCUCUUUCUGGAAGCAAGCACAAAAGCAGGUUCAGCAAGUGGUAAAGGACUUGAACUCCGACACCGAGUCUGGUGCUAGCACACCUAAAUGGAUGCAAGAGCCAGCUGCUCCACAAAGAUCUAGGGCGGAUGAACGUGGGCGGCAGCAAGAAAAGCCAAACCUAAGGAAACAGCAAUUAAAUGUCACCGACGAAGCGCUCAUGCUCGAUUCGCAGCGACCUACUCCUCCCCCUCGAGCACCGCCACGUUCAAGACCUGAUCACAGGUCUGGCGCAGACUUUGACUCUCCGCGAGACCAUUCACCCGCAAUGCCUUCACGACUGAGGGACUCUCACAGUCCACAGCCUGUUUUCGCACAGCCACAGCAAGACCCAUUGGCUAGCAUGAUGCGACCCAAAGCUCAGCAAGCACCAAGAUCAGCACGCGACAUGCUUAGCAGGCAAGUAGCGGAAGACCAAGCUUCGCAAGCAUACGUCUCCUCGGCUCGUAGGCGGAAACCACAAGCUCCAGCACCUUCGUCUCAAGACAAUGCUGAAUUACUUGAUGAUUCCUCUUCUUGGCCGUCACAAAAUUUACCAGCAAGACAAGUCACAAGAUCAGCACCACCUCGACAACAAUCAAAACUGCCAGUCAAGCCUGCAACGCCAAUUCAAACACGUCCUCCUCCGCCUUCCCGUACAAUUCCGCAAAUUAGUCCGAUCGCCCUCAAGGCUUCACACACCGCUCGUGCCCAAGGAAACGACUACUUCAAACGAGGUGACUAUUCUUCCGCCCACGAAUCAUACAGUACAUCGCUACGGCAUAUCCCUACUUCGCAUCCUCUACAGAUUGUCCUUUUGACCAACCACUCCCUCACAGCUCUGCGGACAGGUCAACCAAAAGUGGCUAUCUCGGAUGCAGACCAGGCGAUCACACUUAUCGGGCCAUCGAAGGGCGAAGCAGAAAAUAUCGACAUCAUGAACGAUGAUGGCAAGACCAUUGCGAAACCAAUGCGCGAAUAUUAUGGCAAGGCACUCAUGCGAAAGGCCGAAGCACUAGAAAGUCUCGAAAAGUGGUCCGAAGCUGCAACAGUUUGGAGAAUAUGUGUCGAGGAUGGCCAUGGAGGUGCAGCGGCAAUUCAAGGACGUGCUCGAGCUGAAAAAGCUGCUGCUCCCAAGGCUGCCACUUCAGCUCCUGCGCGACGGCCCCCAACCCGUGCCGCUCCAAGAACUGCACCUGUAUCUACCAAACCUGCCGCUGCUGUAUCUGCGUUACGUGCGCAGAAUCAAGCUGCUGAGAAGCUGGACGAUGAGAAAUUUGCAUUAGCAGAUGUCGUUGCAGCUCGCAUUACUGGCUGGAAAGGUGGUAAAGAAGGCAACCUGCGAGCCCUACUUGCAAGUCUAGAUACUGUCCUCUGGGAAGGCGCGGGCUGGAAGAAGAUUGGUAUGGCUGAUCUGGUUCUGCCGAACAAAGUCAAGAUCCACUACAUGAAAGGAAUUGGGAAAUGUCAUCCUGAUAAAAUUCCAACGGACGCGACGACUGAGCAGAGGAUGAUUGCUGCUGCUGUCUUUAGCACAUUGAACGAGGCGUGGGAUAAAUUCAGGACAGAGAACAAUUUAUGA
This is a messenger RNA of Lithohypha guttulata, 2649 nucleotides long. RefSeq names its product auxilin-like clathrin-binding protein required for normal clathrin function (gene SWA2). Gene Ontology annotation, molecular function: clathrin binding. The transcript is spliced from 2 exons. The coding region runs from base 1 to 2649 and encodes 882 amino acids. Gene Ontology annotation, biological process: clathrin coat disassembly; clathrin-dependent endocytosis. NCBI's taxonomy places the organism in Eukaryota, Fungi, Ascomycota, Eurotiomycetes, Chaetothyriales, Trichomeriaceae. Gene Ontology annotation, cellular component: vesicle; intracellular membrane-bounded organelle; cytoplasm. The record is from RefSeq and is a predicted model, not a curated record.